AAGGGGGAAACUAUUAGAAAAAAAUAGAAAUUAUUCGGGAAAAAAGGAGAAAGUAUAGGAAAAAAGGAGAAAGUGUUGGGGAAAAGGGAGAAAGUAUUGGAAAAAGCGAGAGACUGUUGGAAAAAAGGGCGAGCACCGUGUCCGAAGGCGUGGGUGCGUGCCAAGGGAGGAGGGCAGGGCCGGGGGGGGCGGAGGGCAGGGGACGGCCCCGCCGCAGCACCCGAAGGCGCCGCCGCUGCCGCCGCCACCCCGGGGUGCCCCCGGCCCAGCAUGGCCAUGCAGGGCAUGGAGCUGUGCGCCGUGGCCGUGGUCAUCCUCCUCUUCAUCGCCGUCCUCAAGCAGUUCGGCAUCCUGGAGCCCAUCUCCGCCGAAGACAGCAGUGACGGCGACCUGGAGCUCUCGGCCGUACGGCACCAACCCGAGGGGCUGGAGCAGCUGCAGGCGCAGACCAAGUUCACCAAAAAGGAGCUGCAGUCCCUCUACCGCGGCUUCAAGAGCGAGUGCCCCAGCGGCCGGGUGGACGAGGAGACCUUCACGCUCAUCUACGCGCAAUUCUUCCCGCAGGGCGGUGACGCCUACGCUCACUUCUUGUUCACCGCCUUCGACGCCGACGGCAGCGGGGCGCUCUGCUUCGAGGAUUUCGUCGGCGGCCUCUCCGUUUUGCUGCGGGGGACGGUGCAGGAGAAACUGAACUGGGCUUUCAACCUCUACGACAUUAAUAAGGACGGCUUCAUCACCAAGGAGGAGAUGCUGGAGAUCAUGAAGUCCAUCUACGACAUGAUGGGGCGCUGCACCCUGCCCGCCCUGAGGGACAGCGCACCCGCCGAGCACGUGGAGCUCUUCUUCCAGAAGAUGGACAGGAACGGGGACGGCGUGGUGACCUUCGAGGAGUUCCUGGAGACGUGCCAGCAGGACGAGGACAUCAUGAGCUCCAUGCAGAUCUUCGAGAACACCAUCUAGAGCCGCUGCCGUGGGGCGCAGGGGAGGAUCAGGUUUGACCCCUUCAAGACACAACGCGAGGCUCCUAACGAACUGCUCAAGGUGCAAGAAACACUCAAAAUAAGCAGGAAACGUUAAAAGUGAGAACGUUGCUGGCCUGUCCGCCUGAGCAGCCAGAGCCGCCCCCGUCAGCCACUUUUGGGGCAGAACUCCCCAAAGCAGGGUCUCCCUGCCCCAGGGGACGGCCAGGGGUGCAGAAGACCUCGUCACAGCAGCGGAACUGACACCUCGGGGAUUUACAGAAAAAAAAUAAAAGUGACUUUGGGGAGGGGGCGGCGGGGAGGGCCCCGGGGAGGGGAUGGGGGCGAAAACCCCAAAAUGUCCUGGUGAGGGCGGGAACCCUCUGCAACUCCACGCGGGCUGAGAUGGUUUCCUUUUUUGUUUGAUUUCUUUAAAUAAACCAAUGGGUGACCACUGAGGGACACCUCCACCACCACCAGGGGUGGCUCUCACAUUGAGGC
This is a messenger RNA of Anas platyrhynchos (mallard), 1460 nucleotides long. The record is from RefSeq and is a predicted model, not a curated record. NCBI's taxonomy places the organism in Eukaryota, Metazoa, Chordata, Aves, Anseriformes, Anatidae.